UGAGCAUCGACAAGAUCUUCAACAACUGUGAAAGGCAGGAAGGAGGAAGGAAGAACAUCGUGGAAAGAGGAGUUUAACAUCAGCCAACCGGCCCUUUUACCAUCAUGGCUGAAGCUGAACAGCAGCAACAACAACCAACAGCGGAACCGCCGAAAGUCAACAAACAGAAGGAAGUAAUCGCUAGUAAAGUAACGGGGACUGUAAAAUGGUUCAAUGUGAAGAGCGGUUACGGCUUCAUCAACCGAAACGACACCAAGGAGGAUGUUUUUGUACACCAAUCGGCCAUCAUCAAGAACAACCCGAAGAAAGCCGUCCGUUCGGUUGGCGAUGGUGAAAUCGUCGAAUUCAGCGUCGUCGUCGGCGAAAAGGGUAAUGAAGCCGCCAAUGUGACCGGUCCCAAUGGUGAACCCGUCCGUGGUUCUCCAUAUGCGGCCGAUCGUCGUCGAGGCUACCGUCAAUGGUACUACACCCGUGGUCGCGGUGGUCCCCGACCUCGACGUGGACCACCACGAGAUAGUCAAAGUGAAGGUGAAGGCGGAAAAGAUGGCACUGCGUCUGGUGGUGAAGGAGGCGGUAACGGUAAUGGACCACCGCGCCGUUAUAGGCCGAGGCGCGGGCGCGGCGGCUACGUCGGCGGUUAUUAUAGAGGAUCUUAUCGUGGACCACCGCCACCAUUAGGCGAUCAAGAUCAGAACGGUGAUGCGCCGAGAGGGCGCGGGCCCCCGAGAAGAUUCUUCCGUAGAAACUUUCGUGGCGGAAGAGGGGGCGGAAGACGACCACAGUCUCAAGACAGCCAGGGCCAGGCUGGAGAACAGGUUGGUCAGGAUGGACCUCGUGGACAACAACGUUCUCGCUAUCGUAGACGUGGACCUCCACGUCCGCGUGGCGGAAACUCCCAGUCCGAGUCCGGAAACAAGAGUUCAGAAGAAACUGGACCGGUAAAGACUGAAGAGAGUCAGCCAGUGCAGAAUACCACCACCGAAAGCACGGCUUAGCGUUGUCGCGCUCAAGUCCACCAUUUUUACUAUAACCAUACUAUGUUAACAACUUAUUAGCGCGUGAGUUUUUAAGCAGACAAAAGGCAUUUCAUUACGGUUUAAUUUGUGUGUACAUCAAGAUUUAAUUCCUUCAGAACUGCGUCUUUCCGGGUUUGGCGCCCAAGCUUUCAAGACGGUUGGUCAUCUACAUUUUUGAUACUUUUUAUAUAUUUCUCAAUUGAUGUUUAUAUAAAAAAACCUACUUGUAAAAAAUCAAUAAUUUGUGAAGUGUUUACAUGAAAAUAACCCGAUUGAAAGCGGCGACAAACUGUAAUUAUUGUUUAAUUGAUUUAUUCAAUACGUUUUUGAAAUGUCUUAAGACCUUAUGUCUUGCUGCAAAAUAUUUUUCCCUCAUAACAAAUAACAAAAAAACUUAUAAAAAUGCAACGUUUGUCUUUACAACCAGCAACAUGUCGACGGACGUUGUACCAAAAAAAAAAUGAUUGCAACUUGUCUUUUCCCAGUUGCAAACAAGGGAAAAGAACUUAAUAAAUUGAGAAAAAUUACAAAAAAAUUCGAAAAAUACAUAAAUGGAACGGUUUAUUUCUCAGGUACUUUCGUAGGGAUUUUUUUUUACAUAUUUAUAUUAUGUCGAGUGCAUUGUAAAGUUUUAUUUAUUUCGGUAAAUUCGUCGGUAUUUUUGGGUACUAGUCAUGUAAGUAAUUGCUGUAAAAUACUUAAAGAACCUUCACCUUUACGAUAUUUCUCGAAGUAAUUGGUUUGCAGCUUUUUUGUUUAUAUGAUCUUUUUUGUAUAUAUUGAUUUAACGAGCAGUUGUAAAAUGGGAAAUAAAUGCUGUUCUUGA
This is a messenger RNA of Tribolium madens (black flour beetle), 1842 nucleotides long. It is a transcript of the gene yps, whose product is annotated as Y-box factor homolog. Lineage: Eukaryota; Metazoa; Arthropoda; Insecta; Coleoptera; Tenebrionidae. Gene Ontology annotation, cellular component: nucleus. The transcript has 5 exons. Gene Ontology annotation, biological process: regulation of gene expression. The record is from RefSeq and is a predicted model, not a curated record. Bases 105 to 995 code for a protein of 296 amino acids. Gene Ontology annotation, molecular function: nucleic acid binding.